AUGAGUCCGUACAGCUCGCGGGCAUUUCUCUGUUGUCCCCAACAGACCCUGCCUCUCCUGCUCCUCCUGAGCGUCAGGAUCGAAGCCAUCCCGUCCUCCUUCCAGUUGGCCCCCGACACCCCAGCCCCGGCAGAGCCGACCCCAACCCAGGCCACACCUCACCCGGACCCCUGCGAGGGACGACCCUGCCUCAACGGGGGCUUCUGUCUGGCUCUACGCUCCGACGGAAGGCCGGAGGAGACCUGGGAGUACACCUGCACGUGUGCCCGGGGCUUCACAGGACGCAACUGCGAGUUUUUCACAGACCCCUGUGCCAGCAAUCCAUGUCUCCAUGGAAACUGCAGCCGUGGUGGUGGCGGAGAGGAGGGGGAGGUGGCUUACACCUGUGAGUGCACCGAGGGCUACGAGGGGGAGAGGUGCGACCAGGUCAUGCUGGACUUGCCCCCUGCCGCCAACUGGGAGUCUUCUACUCCCUUCGCUCCCGAGCCAGCCACCGCCGUCACAUCCACAACCGUUCCUCAAACGCAGCAGCCGACUACCAUUCCCUCUACCACCCCGCAGGCCCCUCCCAGUCUGCAGCCAUGGCGACCCAAACCUGGGCAGAGGCUGCUGGUAGUGCCGUGGGAAGCAGACAGGGUGACCGAGGGGCUGCACUGUGUGAGGCCUGGUCUGUGUGAGCUGACCUCAGGAACCCUGACUUUGUCUCUGGAGGUGCCAGAGGAGACAGCUGUUAAGAUCUUGGUGAAUGCUAGUGGAGCGCCAAUGCUGUGGCGUGUGGAUGAGGAGGGCUUCCUGCGUUCAUCUGUGUUGGAGGGCACCAUCAUGGCAUUCCAGCAGGAUAACAAUGGCCUUGUGGUGCCAGAAUACUCCCUACCCCUGGGACAAAACUACUUCCUAAGUGUGGUGCAUGUGGGCGCCCCCACUACCCCAGAGGUCACCCUGCGUCUCAACAUGACAGUGAAGGCCAGCAGCUGUGUGGAGCCCGGCAGCCGCUUCAGCGACCCACAAUGCUCUGGGAAGGGCAAGUGCAUCACACAGCCCUCUGCGAGCACCUUCUUUUGUGAGUGUGAGGAUGGCUACGCUGGAAUCUUCUGUGAGGAAUUUGAUGCUUGCCAUCAUAGACCCUGUCGCAACAAUGGCACCUGCACUGAUGUUAGACAAGGGAGUGAAGGACACAACUUCACAUGCACAUGCCCCCCAGGGUAUGAGGGGGAACGUUGCCAGUUGCUAGUGGACCACUGCUUGCCUCAGCCCUGCAAGAAUGGAGCUACUUGUUUCAGUAACCUGGUUGGACCCAGGUGCUACUGCCCUGAAGGCUACCAGGGCACUUUGUGUGAGCAGAAGGUGGACCCAUGUGCUUCAACCCCCUGCCACAACAAUGGGACAUGUUAUGCCCAGGGCCCUGGACCCCUGGGGUUUGCAUGCAGCUGCACAGCUGGUUUCACUGGCCCCACAUGUGCCCAGCUUGUGGACUUCUGUGCCCUCAACCCCUGUGCCCAUGGUAACUGCCGCAGCGUGGGAAAUAGCUACAGGUGUCUGUGUGUCCCAGGCUAUCAUGGCUUGUACUGUGAGGAGGAAUACAAUGAGUGUCUGUCUGCUCCUUGCCAGAACUAUGCCACCUGUAGGGACCUCAUCAAUGCCUAUGAAUGUGUUUGCACACCACAGUUUGAAGGCAGACACUGUGAAAUCUACAAGGACCCAUGUCUGAAGUUGCGCUGCCAGAAUGGAGGCCACUGUGAGAAUGCAGGACUCAAUGCCUCCUGUAUCUGCCCCCCUGGAUACCUAGGAGAGAGCUGUGAGCUGGAUGUCAAUGAGUGCGAGAGCAACCCCUGUCAUCAUGGUGGCACCUGCAUCGACCAAUCAAACAGCUUCACCUGUCACUGUCCUCCGGGGUGGGUGGGACCCAGCUGUGAGAUCCACUUGCAGUGGAAGCCAGCGCACCCCGAAGACACUCUGACCAACAUGCCCCGUCAUUCCCUCUACAUCAUCAUUGGCGCUCUCUGUGUGGCUUUUGUCCUCAUGCUCAUCAUCCUCAUCGUGGGCAUCUGCCGCAUCAGCCGCAUCGAGUACCAGGGCUCGUCGCGCCAUGCCUACCAGGAGUUCUACAACUGCCGCAGCAUCGACAGCGAGUUCAGCAAUGCCAUCGCCUCCAUCCGCCACGCCAGAUUUGGGAAGAAGUCUAGGCCUGCUAUGUAUGAUGCCACUCCUAUCACCUAUGAAGACUACAGCCCUGAUGACAAGCCUCUGGUCACCCUCAUCAAAACUAAAGAUUAG
Messenger RNA from Lampris incognitus (smalleye Pacific opah), 2274 nucleotides. RefSeq names its product delta/notch-like EGF repeat containing (gene dner). The coding region runs from base 1 to 2274 and encodes 757 amino acids. NCBI's taxonomy places the organism in Eukaryota, Metazoa, Chordata, Actinopteri, Lampriformes, Lampridae. Gene Ontology annotation, cellular component: plasma membrane; protein-containing complex. The record is from RefSeq and is a predicted model, not a curated record. The transcript has 13 exons. Gene Ontology annotation, biological process: establishment or maintenance of epithelial cell apical/basal polarity; heterophilic cell-cell adhesion. Gene Ontology annotation, molecular function: calcium ion binding.